AUGACGACAUUCGAUGCUCUAAUGGACAUAGCAGAGGGGAGGUUAAGGUUGCAACAGGUCUUAGCUGAAUAUGAUCUUGAAAAUAUUUAUAACGCUGAUGAGACGGAUAAUGCGAGCUCACAUAUAGAUCCCUCACGACUCAAUCAAGAAAAUAUUGAAGGUCAUACAUCAAGUCGGUUAACUAAUGUUAAAAUACAUUACCUUCCACCAAAUAGUACCGCGCAUUUACAACCGAUGGCACAUUAUAAGCGUUUGUUCUGUCGUUAUUUAAUUCGACAAUUUGACGAGGGAGCCGGUGCUCGUAAUGACAGAUUUAAAAUUAAUGUAAAACAGGCAAUCGAAUAUAUCGCACUCGCUUGGGAGAAUAUUUCUGCUGAUACAAUUAAAAAUUGCUGGCGCCAUACUGGUGUCUUGCCGCCAGUUUGUGAUGAUACCAAUAUGAUGGAUAUAGCAGGUUCAGAAAUGAACCAAGAAAACGAGAUCGAAAUGUUGGUCGAUAGUUUACCGGAUGAAAAUCGCACAAUUAUGCAAAACUAUAUACAAGAACUCGACGCUCCUAUUACUGCUGAGGAACCUCUUUCCCUUGAACAGAUAGUUUCUAUGGUCAUUAUGGAGGAUGAAGAUGACAGUGACGAGUCUCGAGAAGAAAUAUCAUGUGUGCAGGUAAAAGAUGCUUGGUUGGGUUUAGAAACUGUAAUUAGAUAUUUCGAGUGA
This is a messenger RNA of Paraglomus brasilianum, 714 nucleotides long. NCBI's taxonomy places the organism in Eukaryota, Fungi, Glomeromycota, Glomeromycetes, Paraglomerales, Paraglomeraceae. The record is from the annotation of a GenBank genome assembly.